Molecule: messenger RNA, 2616 nt
Organism: Poecilia reticulata (guppy)
Lineage: Eukaryota; Metazoa; Chordata; Actinopteri; Cyprinodontiformes; Poeciliidae
Gene: foxa3
Product: forkhead box A3
Biological process (GO): regulation of transcription by RNA polymerase II; anatomical structure morphogenesis; cell differentiation
Molecular function (GO): DNA-binding transcription factor activity, RNA polymerase II-specific; protein domain specific binding; RNA polymerase II cis-regulatory region sequence-specific DNA binding
Source: RefSeq, a predicted model, not a curated record
CCUCCGUCCCAUCCAGAGCUGCGUCCCAACCGGCUCCCCGGCGGGAAGCGAAGACAAACGGGCCAGAAGAAGAACCCAGCGUCCCUCUGUAAUUAAUUAACACGAUUCUGAAACAAUGGAUGAGUGAGAAAAAUCAGAAAAAAUCACUGAAUUCCUCAGAGAAACGCCGCUAGCGCACCGAGGAAACUUUCUGCCAGGAUUUUCCAUUUGCUGAGGAUUGUAAUUUUCUUUUUUUAAUACAAAUAUAUAUAUAUUUCUCCCUAAAAAAAACCAAACAUAAACUACAGUUUUAGAUAUUUUUCUGCUUUCUGAAGACUUGUGUUGGGGAUGUUGAGCUCUGUGAAGAUGGAAGCGCACGAUUUACCAGAGUGGAAUACCUUUUACAGCGAGGCCAGCGAGAUGUAUUCCUCUCCCAGCACCAUGAACCCCGGGCUGGGCUCCAUGAGCUCCAUGAGCUACAUCAACCUGAACCCGGCCACGGCCUCCCCGGCGGGCAUGAACAUGGCGUACCCCAGCUCCAGCCUCAGCAGCUCCUCCCUGGCCUCCAUGGGAACCGGGCCCAGCCACAUGUCUCUGUCCCCGGUGGCGUCCUCCCUGUCCUCCAGCAGCCUCACCCCCCUGGGCUCCACCGCCCCGGCCUCCCUGGGCUCCCUGUCCCACUACCAAAACAUGAGCCAGUCCAUGAGCCAGCUGGGGUAUUCCCCCGCCGGCUCCCUAAGCCGGGCUGGACCCAAGGAGAUCCCGCCGAAGCCGUACCGGCGCUCUCUGACCCACGCCAAGCCGCCAUACUCCUACAUCUCCCUCAUCACCAUGGCGAUCCAGCAAAGCAGCAGCAAGAUGCUCACCCUGAACGAGAUCUACCAGUGGAUCAUGGACUUGUUCCCCUACUAUCGCGAGAACCAGCAGCGCUGGCAGAACUCCAUCCGCCACUCGCUGUCCUUCAACGACUGCUUCGUGAAGGUGGCGCGCUCGCCGGACAAGCCGGGCAAAGGCUCCUACUGGACUCUGCACCCUCAGUCCGGCAACAUGUUCGAGAACGGCUGCUAUCUCCGGCGCCAGAAGCGCUUCAAGAUCGAGGACAAGGCAGCCAAGAAGGGAGCCAAGAACCAGGAGGGGGCGUCGGGGAAGGGAGACCGCCUGGGGGAGGAUCGGAGUCCGACCGGCGGCUCGGAGGGGGCGGAGUCUGCCCACUCGGACAACUCCCACCCCAGCUCCUCCGACGACCAGCCGCACCAGAGGAACACUCUGGUCUCCCUGGACUGCCCCCCGCUGUCCUCCUCUCACCUCCACAGCCCGCCGGCCUCCUCCGCCUCCUCCUCCAUGUCCCUCUCCGGAUCCUCCCCCACCUCCAGCUCUCUCCUCCACUCCCAAACUUUGGCCGGCGGCUCCCACCUGCUGCCCAGCGCCAUGCCGCCGCACAUGGACCUACAAAGCGACCCGCUCAAGUCGCUGGACCCCCACUACAACUUCAACCACCCGUUCUCCAUCACCAACCUCAUGUCCAAUGAGCAGAAGAUGGACCUCAAGUCCUACCAGGACCAGUUCAUGGCCUACAACAGCUACGCCAGCAGCUCGCCGGUGGGAGUCAAGCAGAUCUACGACAGCUCCAGCCCGGCCGCCAUGGACUCCGGAGCAUACUACCAAACGCUCUGCAGCCGCUCGGUGCUCAACGCCUCCUAAUAAGGACAAACACACACACACAUUCACACACAGACCUUUCUGCAAACGGUGAACCAAGAUGGAGGCCUCUCUUUCUAAAAUGGACACCAAAGCUCUUCGAGGAACCGGAAACAAACUGUUUGCUUUUCUCAAAGAAGGAGACUGUGUGUAGUUACACAAGAAGCGAUGAAGAAGAUGCAGCUAACUACUUUCAUUACAGGCAGAGUUAUUCCAACACCAUUUGUGGCGCCCGCUCUAGAGUGGCACCCCUACACUGCAAAAACACAAAAUCUUACCACUUACUACUUAGCAUUUUUGUUCUAGUUUAUAGUGCAAAUAUGUCAGAACACUUGAAAUAAGACAAAACUAACUUACAAGUAAAUUUUAAUCAAGAAAAAGGAGCUUGAUUCAGUCAACAAUUUUUGUUGAAAAAGUUCUAGUUCCACUGCAUCGUUACCUAGCAACCCCAGCCAAACCCAGCCCGUUACCUAGCAACCCAGUUCCAGUUCCAGAUUGUUUCACUUAUUACAUGGGAAACAUGUCUCUUUAAAAGCGAAAUAAUCUGCCAGUGGAACUAGAGCUGUGUUGCUAGGUUACGAGUUGGGCUUAGCUGGGGUUGCUAGGCAACGGUGCGGUGGAAUAUUCUUUUUCAUAAUAUUAAGGAAUUACUGAAUUAAAAGAAGCGCCUAGCCUAUAUUUUGCCGAAAAGUUGCUCAUUAGUUUUGUCUUGUUUCAAAUGUAAUAAGAUAUUUGCGCUAUGACUUGGAGCAAAAAUACUUGGUGAGAUUUUGUGUUUUUGCGUCAGAUUCUGUCUCUGCAGGGCGAAAAUUAAACCUGUAUACAGUGUCAAUAAAGGGAACACGCAGGGGGUUGAGGAUGAGAUUUGUGUCUAUUUAUGAAGGGAAUAAAUUUUAAUAUAUCUUGCACUGGAAAAAGAAAACGGGUAAUCCAACUUUU